AUGGCCAGCCCUGGGGAGGCCCUGGAGGAGGCGGAGGAGGGGGAGCCGGAGGCAGGCUCCGCGGGGCCCUGGGCCUCCAUGCUGGCGCAGGCCCAGGAGCUGUUCCUGCUGUGUGACAAGGAGGCCAAGGGCUUCAUCACCUGCCACGACCUGCAGGGCCUGCACAGCGACCUGCUCCUCACGCCCGAGCAGCUGGAGGCUGUGUUCGAAAGCCUGGACCAGGCCGGCGCGGGCUUCCUCACCGCCCGGGAGUUCUGCCUCGGCCUGGGGAGGUUUGUGGGGGCAGAGCCGGCCCAGGGCACACAGCCCUCUGGGGCUGCGGAGGAGACCUUUGAGUCGGGCUGGUCUGAGGGGCCAGGCCCCGGGGGCUCCCUGGAAGAGGAGGAGGAGGAAGAGGAGAGGUUCCUCUCGGCGCUGGAGCAGCUGGGGGUGGCCCGGGUCCUGAGCGAGCAGCGGGCGGUGCGGCUGCUCUGGACCCGGCUGCAGCGCGAGCGCCCCGAGCUGCUGGGACACUUGGAGGAGGUCCUGAUGGGCGCGUCCGCCUGCCUGGAGGAGGCGGCCCGGGAGCGAGCCGGCCUGGAGCUGGCGCUGCGGCGGCGGGAGAGCGAGCACGAGAGGGAGGUGCGGUGUCUGUACGAGGAGACCGAGCAGCAGCUCCGGCAGCAGCGCCAGCGCCUGCGGAGCCAGGACCUUCCCCGGGAGGAGCGGAGAGGCCGCCUGGAGCUGGAGCUGCAGAGCCGCGAGCAGGAGCUGGAGCGCGCGGGCCUGCGGCAGCGGGAGCUGGAGCAGCAGCUGCAGAGCCGGGCCGCGGAGCAGCUGGAGGCGCAGGCGCAGAACGCGCAGCUGUGGCUGGCCAACGAGGCGCUGCGGGCGCAGCUGGAGGCGGCGCAGGAGCAGCUCGGCCGGCUGGAGGGCGAAGCGCUGGGCCGCCAGGAGCGGACCUUACGGGACGUGGUCGCCGUCUCCAGGAACAUGCAGAAGGAGAAGCUCAGCCUCGUGCGGCAGCUGGCGCUCCUCAGGGAGCUGAACACGCGGCUGCGAGACGAGAGGGACGCCUGCGAGGCCAAGCAGCUGGGCAGCGGCCCCAGGACGGCGCUGGCCUCUGCCUGCCUGCCGAGACCCACCUGCUGCUGCUGCUGCUGCUGCUGCAGCAACUGGGCUCGACCCCCCAGGUGUGGCUCAGGCCCCCUCCCCAGUGCCCGGUGA
Messenger RNA from Pipistrellus nathusii (Nathusius's pipistrelle), 1206 nucleotides. The record is from the annotation of a GenBank genome assembly. NCBI's taxonomy places the organism in Eukaryota, Metazoa, Chordata, Mammalia, Chiroptera, Vespertilionidae.